AUGGGAACAGAAGUUCUAGAUAACGUAGAGAGCGUCAACAUCGCAAAGUUCAUACCAGAGCUUGCAAGCGAACCACGCCACGAAUUCUUUAACCCGUACCUAGCAGAGAUCGAAGAUUUCUCAAGACGAUCCCUCGCACUAGCCUCUAAAAUCUUCACCCUCUUCGCGCUAAUCCUGGAACUUCCACCUGAUUAUUUCUCCUCCAAACACUUAUACUCUUCAAAAUCCGAAGACCAUCUUCGCUACAUGAUCUACCGGCCACGUUCCAUCGCCCAAGAUGCCCUUGUCAAUAACAGCUGGUCACGCGCUCACACAGAUUUCGGUUCCCUGACACUGCUCUGGAGCCAAAGUGUAGCAGGUCUGCAAAUCAAAACUAAAGAGGCGGGUUGGAAAUACAUCCCCCCUGUUGAUGGAGGAAUAAUUUGUAAUGUUGGAGAUGCGAUGCAAUUUUGGUCUGCGGGGUAUCUGAAGUCUACGACUCAUAGGGUUACUAGGCCUCCGGCAGAUCAAGAUCAUAUUCAUAGACUUGGUUUGUUUUAUUUUGUGAGACCGGGGGACGAGGUCGAUAUUGCGCCUGCGCCGUCGCCGUUGUUGAGCAGAUUG
Messenger RNA from Lachnellula hyalina, 603 nucleotides. Its product is annotated as UPF0676 protein. Gene Ontology annotation, molecular function: dioxygenase activity. The annotation marks the transcript as partial. The transcript is spliced from 3 exons. The record is from RefSeq and is a predicted model, not a curated record. Lineage: Eukaryota; Fungi; Ascomycota; Leotiomycetes; Helotiales; Lachnaceae.